AUGGCUGGAUCUAGACACUCGCGGCUAACCCAUGAGCCGGACUGGAUCUGGGUCAGCAUGGCAGCGUUGUCGGUUCUGUCCCUGGCGUCAACAGGGGCCGAUGCCAACCUCACCGAGUCCCCUGUGGCGGCCUCGGAACCCGAGUUUCAGGCCCGGGAUUUCCAUUUGACCGGACCCGGCCUGGCACCCCGGGACGUUACUUUACCCUGCCGCUAUUUCACCGUCCAAAUACAAUCUUCAUGGGGAGGAUGGAACUCUCUUCGGGUCCGUCGUGAUCAACUCCACGUCACGAUUUCUGGCACGCCCUGGGACGGACCACAAAGGGUAAUUCCGGUGCGCACCGAUGUCCUGAACGGACCCGAAGGUCAAGCCACCGUUUGGAUUGUCCGUUACAAGCUGUUCUCCACCUUGCGUGAUCUAAGCAUUCACGUUCGUUAUGGAUCUGACCACGUGUCGGGUUCGCCCCGCCUCAUACCGGGACCGAUUCAGCCCAGCCAUUGCGUCUGCCCAUCGACCGACCUGGACACGUGGUUAGACCGCCAGUCGUGUCCGGUGUCGGAUCACACUCAAAUCCUGGCCGAUUUGGCCCCGUUUCCACAGAUCGAUAUGGUCCAAGCCCUGUCUGAGGCACGUAGCCGCUUUGGCAACCCGAGGGCUCAGAGUUUUUGCCAUUACGUGGUGCUAAAUUCAAACAUCUUCCGUCAAUGCUAUGGUGAACACGUCGGGUUUCACAUGUUUCCCGAUGCGUUUCUAAUCUUCCUGACAUCCGUAACCCGGUUACCCGACCUUGAAUUCCUCAUUAACUUGGGCGAUUGGCCCUUAAGCCGAUUGAGUCCAUCCGUUAAGCCUUUGCCCAUCAUUAGUUGGUGUAAGACUCCGGACUUUGCAGACAUCUUACUGCCCACCUAUGAAAUCACUGAGGCCUCCUUAGAGUGCAUGGGCAGACAAAUGUUGGACAUGCUGAGUUUGCAAGAGAACUCUCAAGUGCCGUGGAACCAGAAGAUCGAGCAAGCCUUUUUUCGAGGCAGAGAUUCACGGAAAGAGCGAUUGGACCUGAUCCGACUGGCGGCCAACCACUCUGAUAUUAUGGACGUGGGUAUCACUCGUUAUUUCUUCUUUCGAGACCAAGAGGUAGUCCUUGGAACGAAAGAAUCAAUAUCCAUGUUCGAUUUCUUUAAGUACAAGUAUCAAAUUAGCCUGGAUGGAACGGUAGCUGCCUAUCGACUACCCUAUUUAUUGGCCGGAGGUUCCCUUAUCUUCAAGCAAGACUCCGAUUACAUGGAACAUUUUUACUCGAGUUUGAAACCAUGGAUCCACUACGUGCCCAUCCGCGCCGAUUUGAGUGAUCUGGUCGACAAAAUCCAUUGGGCCAAAAAUCAUGACGAAGAGGCCCAUAACAUUGCUGUCAAUGGUCGCCGGUUUGCGCAAGAGCAUCUCUUACCCCAACACGUGCUGUGCUACCAUGGCUCACUUUUCCAAGAAGUCGCUCGGAGACUCGUACAGAGGCCACAAGUCUUGGAGGGAAUGGAAAAGGUGGAUAACGAAAGGAAUAAACAGCCAAGAGGAGCUUGUCAUUGUUCCUCGGAAAAAGAUGAAUUAUAACCGUGAAUACGUAGUUAUGGUUCAUACCUUUCAGUCAAGCCCAGAUUGCGAUGGUCAAAUAGGUUUAAAAAAGCACCCAUCGCAACAAAAUCAAAAAUAAAGUAGCCUAUUAGCUCAUUAAUAAUUAGUUUAAUUCAAGUAAUGCGUAUUCGUGUACAAGCAAGACAAUUGCAUAUUGAUCUUGUA
Tigriopus californicus is the source of this 1788-nucleotide messenger RNA. RefSeq names its product protein O-glucosyltransferase 2-like. Gene Ontology annotation, molecular function: glucosyltransferase activity. Gene Ontology annotation, cellular component: endomembrane system. The coding region runs from base 1 to 1602 and encodes 533 amino acids. Lineage: Eukaryota; Metazoa; Arthropoda; Copepoda; Harpacticoida; Harpacticidae. The transcript has 4 exons. The record is from RefSeq and is a predicted model, not a curated record.